Molecule: messenger RNA, 9087 nt
Organism: Monodelphis domestica (gray short-tailed opossum)
Lineage: Eukaryota; Metazoa; Chordata; Mammalia; Didelphimorphia; Didelphidae
Source: RefSeq, a predicted model, not a curated record
ACGUCAGUAACCUGCUUGGCUAGGGCCGCCGGCGGCGCUGCUGCUGCUGCUGUUCCUGCUCCCGUGGCCGCAGAGGUAGAGCCAGCGCCGGGGCCGGGGCGGGCUGCCGAGCCGGCCCCGCUCAGCCAGGGCCAUGUCCUAGCCGCCGAGCCGCGCCUCCGCGCCGCGCCAAGCCGGCCGGGCCGGGCAGGGCCCGGGCUGCCCGGCCGCCGCGCCCGGGGCUCCAGCCGACUCCACGCCUGGAGGACAGGGAGGAGGAGGUGGCGGCUGCGGCGGCGGAGCUGCUGGUAGGAGCCCGGGCCCCGGACUGGGGGACCCGAGGCCGGAGCAGAAGGCUCAAAGAAGAAGUGGCAACUAACAAGAUGAGUGUGACAUCAUGGUUUCUGGUGAGCAGCAGUGGAACACGCCACCGCCUCCCAAGAGAAAUGAUAUUUGUUGGCCGGGAUGACUGUGAGCUGAUGCUUCAGUCUCGAAGUGUGGACAAACAGCAUGCAGUCAUCAACUAUAACCAGGACAAGGAUGAGCACUGGGUGAAAGAUCUUGGCAGCUUAAAUGGGACAUUUGUGAAUGAUGUGCGCAUCCCUGACCAGAAAUAUGUCACUCUGAAGCUCAAUGAUGUCAUCCGCUUUGGCUAUGAUUCUAACCUGUAUGUACUAGAACACGUCCAACACAAGGUUCCCGAAGAAGCCCUGAAGCAUGAGAAGUACACCAGUCAGCUGCAGAUGAAUUUUAAGGGCACAACUGUGAAACGAGGGGACCCCCCACCAGACCUUGGACCUUAUUCUGAAUCUCCACAGGCCAAACCAGAGAAGGGAGACCGGAGACCUGUCCCAGACACAUUGACCUACCGCACGCCACUCUAUGGACAACCUUCAUGGUGGGGGGAGGACGACGGCAGCAACAAGUUGGACAGACCAGAUGACCAGCCCCAGGAGGACCAAUAUUCAGAGAGGACCAAGGAGAUUCCCCAACAUGAGGAAGUCAAUGGGAACAUUCAAAGCUUCCGGGAUGGCCAGGAACCAUCAGCAUUCUCCUUCCGGAGGGAACCAAGCUAUUUUGAGAUUCCCACCAAAGAGUUUCAGCCUGUCCCCAAGUCUGUGGAGGAGCAGGUUCAUGAAGUCCCCACAAAGGAUGUGGAAUCAGGAGGAAGUGGGGCACCCCCAGUGGUGCAAAGUCAUGCUUCCUUCACUAUCGAGUUUGAUGAUUGUAGUCCUGGCAAGGUGAAGAUCAAGGACCAUGUCACCAAGUUCUCCCUGCGAUCCCGACGACCUCUUGUGAAGGAUCCAGCGCCCACUGAAAUGGUAUCUGCCCAGAGCAAGGUAGCACAUUGGUUGGUACAGAAUGAUCCCAGCCUAAUACGAAGGCCAGGACCUGGGGAGGAUGGAUACAGCACCAAGAGUGACCUGCCUGUCCAUGUACGGACACUGAAAGGCCACCGGCAUGAGGAUGGUACCCAAAGUGAUACAGAAGAUCCAACAGCAGCAUCUUCAUCUCUAAAGGCAGAAAAAGAGGCUAACCCAGUACCAGUGCCUGAGCCCUCCACGGGGGAGCAGGUCCGACUACAGCGGCAGAUCAAGCGGGAUCCCCAGGAAAUGCUACACAAUCAGCAGGCCUUUGUCAUUGAAUUCUUUGAUGAGGACACACCCCGUAAAAAGCGUUCCCAGUCCUUCACCCAUGUGCCAGCUGACCCUAAGGCAGACAAGCGCAGAGUUCCAGGGCCCACUGGUGUUUGUGGAGGAAUGGCAGCUGUCCCAGGUCCUGCCUCGGGCCGAGCAUCUUGCAACACUUCAGGCCCCCAGAGGGCUAGCUCACUCAAACGAGAGAAGACAGAGGAUCGGAUGGGUUCUUCCUCAACAGCUGCCCGCCCAAGUCACCGACUCUAUGGUAGUGUGGGGCGCAGGUCCCGGAUGGCUCAGGAUUUUGCUGCUGAGUACCUGAGGGAGACUACUACAGCAGGGAGGCCAGGUCUAGAAAAACAACCCCCAGGCUUGCCUGCACCCCUAACACCCCGUGUGGUCAUCUCGACUGUUCCCCCAGUCCCACCAUCCUCCCCAACUGCCAUGUCUACUGACUCUCAACUGACUAAGUCCCGGAAGCAGGAGGAGGAUGAUAGUUUAAGUGAUGCUGGCACCUACACUAUUGAGACAGAGACACAGGACAAAGAAGUUGAGGAGGCACGGAAAAUGAUUGACCAGGUUUUUGGGGUGUUUGAUUCUCCCGAGUUUUCCAAGGUGACCUCAGCUACUUUCCGCCCAGUUAUCCGAGGAGAGAAGGAUGAAGCAGGCUCUUCCCCACCCACUGUGGCAGAGGCAGGGGUGGCUCAGCGGCUGGCUCUGCUGCAAGAGUAUGCCUCCAGGACUGCAAGCCUGUCUCCUCCAGGUGAACCCCAGGUCCUGCCAGUGUCAGGUUCUCCAGGGAGUCAGAAAUGGGCAUCCCGUUGGGCCAGUCUGGCUGAUAGCUACCUGGAUCCAGGACCAGGAACUUUGCUCUCUGAGUCAGCUCCACCUGACUUUGAAACUGAUGUCACCAACCACAAAGUUGGGGAGUUGGACCCUACUCUGCCUUCUCGAACACGGAGACUUCUCCCCCAGCUACCCCCAAAUGACAAAGUAGAGAGUUCUGUACUGGUUGGAUUAGUAGGGUCAGAACCCUACCCUGAAGUCACCAAGAGAAAUGUAGCCAAACCAUCAGCCUCAGGGUCCUACGAGAACCCAAUAGACCACUUGUUCAUCCAAGAAGAUCUGGACCCAGACAGUCUCAGUGAUGGGAGCCAAUCAGAUGAUGGUCUUGGGCCUGGGGAGACAAAGAAUGAAAGUGCCCAGGGAUCAGAGUGGCCUCGGGGCCAGCCUUCACCAGGGACAGAGAUCCAGCCUUCCAAACCCAAGACAGCAGCAGACCCAGCCCCCAUGUCCUUCUAUAUUGGAGAUGAGAGCCAAGAGCCUAGCUUUCCCUCCAAACUCUCCCCAAGUCCCUCACCACCACGAGCCCACAAGAAACCUGUGACUCAGGAGUCAUCCCCAUUGCGCCCAGUCAGCAGCUCCCCUUCCCUGAGGUCCAGAGAAAAGGAGGAGAAUGGCACAUAUAUCAGCAUGACAGGGAAGAUGACUAUUUCUCUACAUACCAACCAGUCCCCAGAGCAGGAUGGUUUGGCAGUGGUGGCAAAAGAGGCCCUAUCUUUUGUCCGUCAAGAGAGUUUUACCAAAGAGCGGGCAAGUAGCAGCAUUGCCCCCAACAAGCUCCCCCACAUAUCCAGCCAUCCCCUCCUGAAGGACUUAGAGGCUGCCCGGGCCACCCGCAUGGACUACCACACUCAGGAUACACACUUAAUCCUGAAGGAGACAGAGACAGCUCUUGCAGCUUUGGAAGCCAAGAUCCUUGCCAAGUCCCCUGGAGAGGAUGCCAGGAACACCCCCACCCAGCCAGAGGAUUCCUUAUCGGGGGACUCUGAUGUGGACACGUCCAGCACUCUCAGCCUUCUCAGUGGGAAGAAUGGGUCCAGCCAGACCCAAAAGGGCAAGGCAGUGGUGGGCAAUGGGGCACAGAAAGAGCGACCAUCUUCUGCACCUUCAGUCCAGGAUUCUGUCAAUGGUGGUCUUGUGGCCAGUGCCCGCGAGCGGCUCUCAGAGAAGCAGCGUCGCCCAGGGCUAGCCCUGGAAGGGAGUCGGCGCUUCCAGGUUAAACGUAACAAUGGGACCCGUGGAUCUCUGGACUUUACAGAUGAUGAACGCAGCUCUGGUCACCCCUAUGCACCCAGUCCAGAUACUGUCACUUCAGAACCUGAACAUCAGGCAACAACGGUUAGGCCCACACCCCGGAGGAAGCCCUCAGCCCCUCCUCCUUCUCCUUCGGCCACCAAGGAAGAACAGAGCCGUGUCUCUGUCAACGUGCAGAAGGUCCAACAGAUUCUCACGAGGUCUAACAGCCUGUCGACCCCACGACCCACUCGGGCCUCCAAGCUUAGACGGGCAAGACUCGGGGAUACCUCAGACAACGAGGGCACUGAGAGUGAAAGGGCCACAGUGUCAAACCCUGAAGCCACAACCAAGCAAGCCACAGAAGGCAAGAAGCUGUCCCGCCUGGAUAUUCUUGCCAUGCCCCGAAAAAGGGCUGGUUCAUUUACAGUGCCCAGCGAUUUGGAGUCAGCCCCAGCCCGGACAGGCUUCUCUGGAAGGAGUGUUGAGUCUUACUACUCAAGCCGAAAACCAACCAUGUCAGAAGCUCGAGCAGCAGCCAGGAAAACGGCCGCAGCUGUGGCUGCCACAAAACAGCCUUUCAGCAGAGCUCGCUCGGGCAGUGUCAGAUAUUCUUCCUCUUCUAACUCCCGGCGGAGGCAGCAGGGUUCAGAUUGCACAUCCACCUCGGAGGAGGAAUACGGCUCCACCCACAGUUCUCCCAAACACAAACGCUCCCAUGCCUCAACAGCCACUCAGACCCUGAGGGCCACUGGUCAGAACCAGCCCAGACCAUAUAGUGGGCGGGACACAGAUGAGGAUGAAGAGGAUGAGGAGCCUGACCACUACAACUUCAUCGUGCAGACAGCAGAAAUUGCUGAGAUUGCCAGGUUAAGCCAGACUCUGGUGAAAGAUGUCGCUAUCCUGGCGAGAGAAAUCCAGGAUGUGGCUGGGGAUGGAGAUUCCCAGAGCUCCUCAGGAACUGGCCAUGGCUCCUCGCUCAGCUCCGUCCCCAACACCCCAGCCUCCACUAUCUCUGCCAGAGAGGAGCUGGUACAGCACAUCCCAGAAGCCAGCCUCAACUUCCAAAAGGUUCCUCCUGGCGCUGUGGGUUUGAAGGACUUCGACCAGAACAUGAAUGACAAUCGGGAUGACAAUUAUGCUUGGAGAACACGACCCAGGAACCGAGAAGAGGUGAUCUUUGAUAACUUGAUGCUGAAUCCUGUUUCCCAGCUAUCACACACAAUCCGGGAAAACACGGAAAACCUUGCAGAGAAAAUGAAGAUUCUUUUCCAGAACACAGAGAGGACCUGGGAGGACAUGGAGGCCAAGAUCAACUCAGAAAAUGAAGUGCCCAUCCUGAAGACAUCCAACAAGGAGAUCAGCUCUAUUUUGAAGGAACUAAGGAGAGUCCAGAAACAGCUAGAAGUUAUCAAUGCAAUCAUUGACCCCACUGGGAACUUGGACAUCAUGACUGGCAACAGGCUGUCAUCAGGGUCAACAAUGAGACCAGCCAGUAAGGUCAGGACUGCUAUUAGCCCAGCCCCUCCUCCUGAAGAAGUGAAAAACCACACCCAGAACUCCACCUGCAGCUCAACCCGACUCCAGGACCCAACCUUCCUUCCUGAGGCAGAGAAGUUUGUGAUAUGAAACCAUGUUCUGUGCCAUUGCUGCUGGCCACGGGCCACCUAUGAUUCCAGUGGUGUGGUUGUGUUGUGUGUGUAUGUGUGGUUGUGGGCUGUUGUGUCAGUCGUUGGCACUUUGUACAAAGAAAUUGAGCCAAUUGGGCCUAAGGCAGUUGUUAGACAACUAGCCAUGUCAGAUAUCCCACAUGUGCCAAAACUAAAGCCCAGCUGUGCACCUCUUCUGGGCUCCUCUGCCCUGCCCUAGCUUAGUAAUCGCACCCCUCUCUUUCAUUCAUUGUCCAUGGCUAUAAGGUCUUGCUUGGCCUUGAUGAUGUGUUCUGCUCCUUCCCAGAGCCGUGGACACCCCCUAAUGUUGGGCCUGCAUGGAAUGGGUCAUGAGCUUGUGGAUCAGAUCCAGUGGCAUGGGAUGAAUAUCCCAAACCCUCGAUGGGCAUGACCUAUAGCUUGGCAUUAGCACCAGGUUCUGACCUUCUACCCAAAUGGAACACCAGAUAAACCCAGGUGGCAUUAAGGUUCUUCUUGACUUGCCUCUGGACUGACCCUGGCAUUAGCUAGGCCUAGGGUCACUCUCUGGCCAAAUCAUUGUCCUUUAAGCCUGAGUUGAGUCUUGUCUUAGUCACAUUUUUUAGCUUUACAAAGGAGGAAAAAAGUUUGCUCUUAGGAAGCUGGUGUCCCUCAGGGGCUAGAGAGCCAACUGCAUGUGGUUCUUCAGGUAAUAGGUGCUCUUCCCACAGGCUUGAACCUGAUUACUUAAGGAAUGAGCCCUCCUGGAUCUAGCCCUGAGAGCGACUUAAAGGAUACCAGCACAAUCAGGUCAAAUAGUCAGUCAGCAGCUAUUCAGUGAAUUCCUACUCUGUGUGCCAUGCCCUAUGCUCAUGCUCUCACAAGGGGAAGACAGUAAAAGGAGCUCACAAUCUGGGGGGAGACAGGAGAUAGAAGCCCAGGCAGGCCCUGGUCCAGAGAAGUGUGUUCUAUUGGAGAGACUUACACGUGAGGACCAUUAGAGAAUCACCCAGAGUGGAGCUGGAGUACUGUCAGUCAGUGUGGGAGCUGUCCAAUGGAAGGAGAGGUUGGCGAAGCCUGGCGUGGCCAGGGAAUUCCACUUUCUGGGAGAUGUAUACAAGUGGACACAUGAUCCUGCAUUGCUUGGCUUCAUUUGGAAGGAACUGUUAGUGGUUAUAAGACUGGCUGCCCCAACCCCACAGUCUAUCCCCUGACAAUCCUAUCCUGGGGAAGGACACCAGGCUGAGGAAGGGGCUGUGAGCCUCAUUCUCCUCUGUGGUGUCCAUGUCCAUCAGACAGGACUGGUGCAUCCCCUGUGCUACCAGGCACUGGUCAGUCCCAGCACUAAGUGAUCAGGAGGCAAAACCUAAUUCUUUGUUCGCAGAAAAAAGGUACCAUUUGUUUGUAGCUGUUCACCCCGCCAAAUUGCCAGGCAUUUUGGAGAGACCCAGCACCCCUUGCUCUGCACAUGCCUUAGAGAGGUUUCCUCUCUCCUGGCAACUCUAAGAUAGCAGACAAGGUGAUAGAUAAGCACCUGUUCAGAAUGCAGUCAUGUGCUCACCCACACAUGCAUGUGUACUCCAAAGCGCAUAAAGCACUUAACCAUGCAUGUAGAAGUCAUGCACAAAAGUAUACUUCAGAUAUGUGCACAUGCAUGUGCAAACAUUUGUCCACACACAUGUGGUCCGGUUUCUUCAGAAUCUUCUCUUUGGAUAGCUGCAGUGGUGGUUUACCUGGUCUCCCUGCCCACAGUGAGAAUGCUGGUAGGCAGGCUGAUUGCCUAAGGGUCUUGUUCACUUCACUGGAAGCUGAAGUGAGCCACUUUCCCAGUGUUCCUGAGGCCAGAGGUCCUAUCUAUCCCCAUAUUCUCCUGUAUCUUGGGGACAACAGGUUUCUGUGCUCCACCUGUUUCUUGGCCAGACCCUAGCACCAGACUUGGGAUUCACCCUUGCCUGUAAGCCUGCCCCAGAGUCUAGCUGGCUCCAGUUGGGGAAAUGUCAACACUGAGACCCUGAUUUUACCAGACAGAGCCAUGUUGCAACCAGAUAGCAUCAUGGUCAGCCAAGGUCAGGGUGAGGACCCCUCAGUUCUAGGUUUGAAGCACAUUUCAGUCUAUAGUAUGAUGAGGAUGGGGUAGAGGGGGUAGCCAGUCUUUUCUUUCUUCUUCCUUUGCCCAAGUCCCUGAAAUAGCUUUCUCUAAAUUCUUCCCAGAUGGGCACAGCAAAAUGGAUUAAUUCCUUAUUGUGAAUCCAGCCCCUGGACCAUUCUCUGCUGCUUUCUGAAUUUUCAGGAAUUAUUUGCUGUCAUUACUGAUUGCCCAAAAAUGAUGGCUUAGAAGUCCCAGCUGAAGGGCAGGAAGGAAGAUGGCAGGGCAGAGUGUAAACCACCAUCUUACUGUAUGACUGUAAGUGAAUUGUUUUGCUUCUCCAGGUUGGCUUGUAAAAUAAGGAGAAUGAUUCCUUCCCCUCCAUUCACCCUCACAGCAGUGCUUUGAGGAUGAAUCAGGUGUCUGGGAAUGCUUGGGAAAUCUCUUCAUAUAGAUGUAGAUUGGACCAUUUGAAUCUGAAUCCAGAAACUUGGAUUGGGGUUUUGAGAUACUUUUACAGCAUAAAUAUUUGUAUAGUUUUUUCAUGCUCUUCCUGGAAUCCUUGUCAACAGGGCACAUGCUAACUUAACUGGGUAUAUUACACACCUUUUCUUCCUCCACUUCCCAACCCCAAAAGCCAAAGAGCUAGCCUAGUUACCAUCCUUCCUUGGCUUCCCUGCCCUCACCCAGACCCAGGUGAAACCAGGACACGGACUCUGGAUUCGUAUCCCCCCUCCUUCAUUUACCAGGCAUCUCAAAGGUCAGGCCUUUGAGGAGAGCAGAGAACAGGGACUUGGCUGGAUGGUGUCAGAGAACCCCUGCCUCCCCCUCCUUCAUUAUCCUAGGUCUAGGAAGGUUAGCUGUAAUGAUGAGUACUUGAAGACAAAGUCCUCUUAAUGGUACAAAUACUCUGAGAAGGUCCAAGUGGCCUGGCAGAGUGAGUCUGAUGAUAUCCAAUGAUCAAGGGGGUUCUUGGGCCUAUGGUCAGCUCAGGAGUGUUUCUAUGUUUACAUGCAACUGUUUAAGAGUUCUGUUUUUAAACUUGUUUUUAAAAAGUCUAAAAACAGAAGAAAGUAUAGACAGGUAUAUGGCUUCUCCUGGUUCCUUUUUCUGCUUCCUGAUUCAACCUUGGCAGCCUCCUUGGAGUAUGCUUGCCUAAGCUCAUAUUCCUCUGUGUCCCCCUCUAGGACUGGCUAGAUUGGAGCAUGCCUGUGGUGAGGGAGGGGUCAUGCUCUCUGCUGCCUGGUGCUUCCACAUUGCUGACCCAGCCAUUGGGUGUAUAUAUAAUGAGAGAGAUGGCUAUACCCUCUGUCUUGGGCCAGCCAUAUGCAUGAGUGUGUCCGUGUACCUUACAAAUGAUCAAUGGCCAUCUCUCCUCACUCAUUGACUUGCUCGGCACUGGUUGAUUCUCUGGUUUUCUACUCCAUCCCCUCUCCUCCAUGAUGGUUGUAUAAAUUUUUUUUUUUUUUGGAGAGGAGGAAUUCACAAGUUCACACCUUUGAUUCCAGUUUGGUUUGUUCCCUCUUUGUCUUCCCACCGAGUGGUAAUUUAUUUUGUUUGGAUUGGAGGCAGUAUCUGUACAUUUGAUUCCCAGGUGACACUGUAGAUGUCUUUAAGAAAAUGGGUUAUUUUAUAUAAUUUUAUCAUAGAUUGUUCAAAUAAAUCAUUCUUUUGUCACACA